CUAUAGCGGGCUACAGUGGCGCGAGGCUUUACCGAGGCCAGUCCAGUCUCUUUAAAAUCGUCGCGAAACAACCCCCCGUUGUGCUACCGUGUGUUAAGUCGUGUGACGGGAACCUCCGGACUCGCGUUUCGGAGUCAUUUCAUCAUCGAAGCGAGGUGCAGGGUUCAAGUGGAACGCGUGGCGUGCAUCCCUACUAUUCAGCGAUCAACAGUGAGAGGAUCAACAUUUUCAGGAGAUGGCGGGCCAGGAUCCAAAGUUUCAGAAGGAGGCCGCGGACCAGAACUUCGAUUACAUGUUCAAGUUGCUGAUCAUCGGCAACUCGUCGGUCGGCAAAACGUCCUUUUUGUUCCGCUACGCGGACGAUUCCUUCACCUCGGCCUUCGUAUCGACCGUGGGCAUCGAUUUUAAGGUGAAAACGGUCUUCAGACACGACAAAAGGGUCAAGCUACAGAUCUGGGAUACCGCAGGUCAGGAAAGAUACAGGACGAUAACGACGGCCUACUACAGAGGCGCGAUGGGCUUCAUCCUAAUGUACGACAUCACGAACGAGGAGUCGUUCAAUUCAGUGCAGGACUGGGUCACACAGAUCAAAACUUAUUCGUGUGACAACGCUCAGGUUAUCCUGGUUGGCAACAAGUGCGACAUGGAGGACGAAAGGGUGAUAACUACUGAAAGGGGCAAGCAACUGGCGGACCAAUUAGGCGUCCAAUUUUUUGAGACAUCGGCUAAAGAAAACAUCAACAUCAAGACGGUAUUCGAGCAGCUGGUGGACAUAAUAUGCGACAAGAUGAGCGAGUCCUUGGACAAUGAUCCGACCUUGCUGGCGGGUGGAAUGGGUCAGGCGAAGGGUCAACGACUUACCGAUCAGCCGACCAAUCCAACGGACGACAAUUGUAAUUGCUAAGAACAUGGACGCCCAUCUAAUUGCUUUGCAAGCAUAAUAAGAAGGAUAAGAAUGAGUAAGAAGAAAAACAAGAAGAAGGAGAUGAAGAUGAAGAUGAAGAUGAAGAAGGGAAAAGAUGAAGAAAUAUUAGAAGAAAAACGAGUGUAUGCCUGUAUAUGUAUGCAUGAACGUUUGUGCACGUGGUCUUGUGUGUAUGACGAGUGUGUAGCUAUGCGUGUGAGUGUGUAGCUAUGCGGGAAAAGAGCAAGUGAGAGAGAGAGAAAGAGAGGAGGAGGAAGGUCGAGUGAUAAACGCUGGCUCUAGUUCACUUUGUUCGUCGUUUCUUUGACCUAUGUUUCCGGCCGUUCUUCGUUCUGCUCUUUUUCUUUCCUCCUUUCUCGAUCGAUAUAUUUAUAUAUGUGCACAUAAAUAAUGUAUAUGCACAGGGCGAACCGUGCUACUCCAUUUGACAAAGAUUGCUUCCCGUGUUGAUAAACGAUCGUUGAGUCCUAACCUAACUUUUAUCAUUGCACCGAUUUGGGCAUACUGUUCUUUGGGAUAAUUUGGAUCAAUUGCUUUGAUCUCGUCUCUAAUCUAUCCUUUGUUAUUACAACAAUUUGGGAAUUAAAACUAUUGGAAAUUAAUUUUCGUAUAUUUGUUUAACUUUGAAUAUCGUACUGGAUAAUAACUUUUAAUUCCUUCCUUUUAAGUUUUUCACCCAUCUUUCUCUUAUUAAUCACAAUUGGGAAUUUCAAUAUUUCAGGAUUACCCAAACUUGAAAUUUUCAACGUGCGAAGUUGCUCUUCACAAUAAUUUCAAUACUAAUGUUUUAGUUCCUAACCUAUCUUUUACCAUUAGCUCAAUUUGGGAAUCUAAUUACUUGAGAAUUAUAACUUUAUGAUAUUUAAUAGUUUCAACAAUAUUUUGUAUAUUUUAAUGUUUCGUUUCUAAUUCAUAAAUUGUUUAUUAGUAACGAAUCACUUUUAAUGGAACUUUUUAUCCCAGAACAAAGUAGUAAGAAGAUUUGAUCCUCACAGUGUUAAGGAUAGUUCCACUUCUUACCGUAAGAGACGCUCCUAUUCUUUCACGUAUUAUAGAUCACUUUCCCUAGACUAAAGAAUUCAACAUUUUCCCUCGUUUCUUCUUAGAUAUUCGAUCAGAAGCUUGAUGAUCGAUUCACUGACGACUGUAGGAGCAAUUAGUCACGCGAUUCGCCCUGUAUACAUAUAUAAAUAUGUAUGAUGGUUGUAGCCUGAUUACGCGGAGGUGCCAUCGAGCUAAUCCGAGUCCGAUUACGAGCAGACGUUGCAGUAUUUUUCUUGGGUUCGACGGGGAAAUUGUAAGAAAGGGUCAGACUUCGUUAAAAGCUCAAGCAAGGAGCAGAAUCGCGAUAUAUCUGACCUAUGUGACGAGGAAAUUUAUAUUUCGUAUCUCUACGAUCUUGUACCCCUAGCAGAUUUAAAUUUAGCGCCAUUUCCAGCGGCUCAGGGUGGGGAUACGUUCUUGUCACGCUGUUCAUUUCCACCUUUCUCAUUGGAAUACGAAUUCGCCGAAUGAAAAUUUAUACAAAAUUGAUACUCGUAAAUUGAAAAAGGAGAAAUAUUACUUCCUUUGUUUUCCAAAAUUGUUUUGAUUAGACAGAAAAUUCUGCUCGAUUCAUCGACGUGAGUAGGACAAUAACGAAAGAGCGAACCAUUUGAAGUGAAACGGAACGUGAGUGCAUCGAACCCAAAUUGAUCGAAAAAAUCCAUCCUAAGACUCGGUUUCACUGCAAAUGAGACAUUCCAAUGGCGGGUCGUUCGAACAAGCAGCUGUGUUUCCACGAAAUAUUUCUCAGGGCAAACUGAUCUCACCCGCCAUUUUUCCAAUCUUCUUUUCACGGAUCAGUUUGUUUCUCUGAAGAUCACUGUAAUUCGUUUCGACGGAGCAUGAAUUAUUAGAUAACGAUGAUCUUUGACGAUUUCAUGCGCAGCUGGGUCGAUAACCAAGAAUUUUCAACGAAGAAGCGCCUUAAGUCCCUUUCACACUUGAAAAAUGUAAAAUGUUGAAAAUGAAGUUAUGACAUAUCUAUUGAAUGUGAGUUAGAUUGAAUUUUAUUGCAUUUGGGAUAGGAUAACAUAAUUUAACCGAUUUAUGGUUAAAAUUAUUUUUUCAGGCGUGAAUGGGGCUUAAUACAUUCGCUGCUAUUGACGCAUAUGGUGCGUCAAUUCAAUUAUCUUCGAUUUUAGAAGAUUAUUAUAUUAUAAUUAAUCGAUAAAAAUACAAGAUAGCAAACAGGAUAUUGAUUUUAAUUCUUGAAAAUUUGUUCUCAUUUUUCUUUUCAUUUAAUAAUUAUAUAUCAUUAAAUUCUCAAUUUUUGCAUCUUUUCCCAAUUAUCCAAAAUCUAAAAAAAGUUUUUCUUCUUUUAAAAAAAAUUCCCUAGAAUCAGAAAAAAUAUAUUCUUACCAACAACAAUCGAAGAAUAUUUUUCAAUUCAUUUUUACACAGUCCAUGAAAUAUUAAGAUCGUAAAAGGGGUUAAUGAACAGCAGCGAAUGUGUUAAUAAACACUUCUGAAUUCGCCAUGGCGCAAAUCGUCGAACAAAAAGUUACAGCUCUGAUGAAUAGAAUUUGCAAAAAAAAAAAAAAAAAAAAAAAAAAAAAGAGUUGAAAUAUAUCUGUAUGUGUUGUAUUCUCAAUGGCGUUUCCUUUCUUCUUAUAGAGGAACUCGAUUUUUUCUGGAGGCUGUUCUCCCUCGAACCUAUUAUUCUCGACGACGUCGAUCUGAUGCACAACUUUCAAAACUUUGAUCCUCGAAGGCUCGAUCAAAGCUCGGGCACCUGAGAUGAUGUUAAUAGAAUUGUUGCGACGGCUGAAGUACGGUGACGUGGACGCUCGACACACUUGUGGAUCGUGAAUAUUUUUCUUCUUUUUUUUUUUUUUUUUCUUUUGGAAGAAUUUCUUCGAGAAAAAUCCGUAAAAGUCUCGUCUUCCAUUGGGAGGCUUUUGUUUUUCUUGAGGCUACAAGUUUCCCCAUUGAGGUGGGAAAUUUUUAUAAAUUCGCGUGUGUCGGUGCAAGAAGUAGGAAAAUUCGAGAAUUUCUCACGUUGUGAGAAAACGUUCGUUCUCUAACAAGAUCGUGCCAGUUUGGAUAAAGACACUGAGGCGAAGAGUUUCCAAAAAAUAGCAGAAUUCGAAUAACAAUUGGAGGGUUGUGUAGUGACUGAAAAUUUGUUAAUAAUUAGAGAAUGACUGAAUAAUUGGGAAAUUAGUAACUUAAAAAUUAGUGCACAAUUGGAAAUUUAUCAACAUUAGGGCAAUUGUUCGAUAAUUGGGAAAUUCUUGAAAAAUCGGACAAUUAUUGGAUAACUGAAAGACUAUGAAUAAUUGGGAAUUACUUAAUAAUUGAAUGUUUAUAGAGCUCUAAAAAAUUAUUUAAUAGUUGAAAGAUUGUUAAUAAUUGGAGAUUUAUUAAAUAUUUGGAGAUUUAUCAACAAUUAAAAAAUUACGUAACACUUUAAAGUUCAUCAAUCAUUGGAAAGUUUAACCUAACAAUUUAAAAUCUCCUAAUAAUUAAAAGAUUACGAAACUAUGAGAUAAUUGUCCAAAAAUAUCUCCAAGAACACGUUAAUUUAUGUGCAAACAAAGAAUUAGAGAAUGUAAAAUUCUGUUGCUUCCUAAGAUUGCGUGACAAUAAACGGAGGAAAAGUGCGGAUCAAUCCGGAGCAGAGGCUCCAUUAGGUGAAGCAUGUCGGCCAUUUUGAUUGGAGGUACGUGUCCGUCGAUGCCCCAUUUUUCGAAACGAUUUUUGAAAGUGAUAUAAGAGAUUCGAUACUGUCCUUAAAACGGUUUCGAGAAUUUUUUAUCGGCAUAAUAUUCGAGCGUGAGACAGGUCAAAUUGGAAGGAUUAAAAACGACCCGAUUUACUUCGAGGAACAACUAUCUAUACAGUGUCGUAUUUGUAUUACUUGAGCAAACGUCGAUACAUCAGAGUAAAUGUUUCUCAACCAAUUCAUAACGGGGCAUUCGUUAAUUUUCUUCGUUGAACGAAGAUUGAUUUAUUUUGAAGAACAAAGGUAUUGGCACAGACCAGAUUUUCCUAUAAAAUUCUGUGUAAGUAUUAGGGCAUUUACUUGGUCAGGUUUAUUGAGAAAUUUUAACAAAUAUUUUUAGCGUUCUUAAUUUUGCAUCACGAUCAAAUAAGAAAUUUAUAAUAAACUAAAUGGAAAAUAAAAUUCGAUAUGUAAGUAUACUAGGUAUUAGUAAGUGUCUUGAUACUUACGGCGGGAAGUGUAAAUCUGUAUAUAGGAACUUUCAAAUCUAAAGCAUAAAUAAUAAUUAAUAUAAUAAUUUAUUAUCAUUAAGCAGUUGCACGAUGAGAAUAAAUGAUAAAAGCAUACCGAUGACUUGUUCUAAAUUCCAAUUAGUGAAAAAUCAAUACAUGAAAAUCGAAUAUCGAAAUUAGACCAACGUAUCGUAUUAUGGAGAAAUUCAUCGAAUUCGCUAAAUUCUAAUUCAAUUAAUAUUAUUUUGAAAAGAACCUGUAAACGUUGAAUAUUUUAUUAAAAUGUGGCUAUUUCUCUGCAAAGAAGAUUUGAAACUUCCCUAAGAAACUAAAUAAAAAAAAAAAAAAUCAGACAGAAUAUUACAAAACAACGUUGUCUGUGCCAAUGAAUAAAAUUGUCGUCGUCACUGUACAUGUACAUUCCAAAUAAUAAUUGUUUUAGGAUUUUUUAAGCCUUGCAUAAAAUAUAAUUGACCACGAAUCGAUAGAGGAGCAACGCAAACAAGCGCAUCGAUAUUUGGCGUCAAUUAUCAUAAUAAAAUAAAAAAAAGCAUAAAGAAAAUAAUAAUAAUAAUAAUAAAAAAAAAGAAAAUAGCGUCCAAUCGAUUACUUCAGUCGUUGCUCGGCGUUUACAAACCUACUAGGCAAGCUGCCCUCUGUACAUAAAGAAAUAUAUAUAUAAAAAAAUACCUAUUAUAUAUUAUAUAUAUAAAUAUAUAUAAAUAUAUAUAUAUUAUUGAAUCUGUAAUGAAGUGUACUGUAAGCGUUACUUAUUCGUGUCAACUCAAGAUACGACUUAAGAGAAAGUCGCGGAGAAAAUGCAGCCUGCGCCAUCGUGUAAUCGAGAAUUAAAGAAAACUAUACAAAGAAAAAAAGGGGUAAAAAAGAGAAAAAAAAAAUUGAGAAAAA
Bombus pascuorum is the source of this 6055-nucleotide messenger RNA. RefSeq names its product ras-related protein Rab-3 (gene Rab3). NCBI's taxonomy places the organism in Eukaryota, Metazoa, Arthropoda, Insecta, Hymenoptera, Apidae. Gene Ontology annotation, biological process: protein secretion; regulation of exocytosis; protein localization to plasma membrane. Gene Ontology annotation, cellular component: endosome; plasma membrane; synaptic vesicle. The record is from RefSeq and is a predicted model, not a curated record. The coding region runs from base 236 to 904 and encodes 222 amino acids. Gene Ontology annotation, molecular function: GTPase activity; GTP binding. The transcript is spliced from 4 exons.